Anisakis simplex (herring worm) is the source of this 1224-nucleotide messenger RNA. Lineage: Eukaryota; Metazoa; Nematoda; Chromadorea; Rhabditida; Anisakidae. The record is from the annotation of a GenBank genome assembly.
AUGCUCGUAGCCGAUACGUUCGUGACAGUGGUUUUGCUUACGAAUGUUGAGCGAAAUUAUUUCUAUUUUGAAAAUUUGCAGUAUGUUAUCAAGGCGAUUUCCUCGGGUAUUGCUGCAAUCGCAACUGUUUUGCGAGAAUUGCCUUCCUUCGAUUAUCGUCAAACUUUCGCGGAAUUCGAUUCGUUUCCAGCCUACACAAUAAGAUCGCUGUCAUCGCGCAAUGAUGGUGAGCGAAGUGAACUACACUAUACUCCAUUGACACGGUCCGUUACCGGAGAAGAUACAAAUGGUCUGAAUCGGAUUCCGUACAGUGCAGACGAACUGCAAGCCGGGACAGCGAUGCUGAGAAGAAUUGUUCAAGAUUUGAAGCAACAAAAAGGAGUAACUUUCAUUCUACCGCUGAAUAAUGAAGACGCUAUGCAGUUGAUCAUUCAGCCGUUUCGAAAGCUGAUCGAAGAAGCAAGACGUGGUCAGUUGACGUAUGAUCUGACCGAGACUCUUGUUGAUCAGUGUGCGAUGACAUUCGAAGACGCUAUUCGUUUAUUUGCCACUUAUACAGAUGAAUUGUUGAGUAUUGAUGUGGAAACGAUGAGGAAACGACUGAGUGUUUUGAUAGGUUGCAACAUAUCGGCCGGUGUACCGUUGGGUCGCGUUGUGCGUAAAUGUCCUGCUGUGCUAUUCGCUAGUCAACCGAAACCAAUGGCCAUCAUUGCCGAAAGUCUUUCGGCGUUCUUCUCUCGAAGCCAGAUUUCGAUGAUGGUCUCAAAUACACCGCAUAUAUUGUUGGGUUCGAUGGAUGAGCUGGAACCAAAAUAUGAAUAUAUCUACUAUCAUAUGUGUAUGGACGAGAGUGAAUUUGGCGAUUGUAAACGUUGGGUGGAUAUGCCAUUGGAGGAGAUUAUUAUGCGACAUGAGUUUUUGCAAAAAACCGGUAAAUAUACGUCACCAGAUCCGAAACGACCACAAUUCAAAAUGGAGAAUCCACUCUUGAAGCAAAUUCUCGAUACGCCCGAUGCGUAUUUCGCGAAUCAAAUAGCCGGAGUGAGUCAAGAGGAGUGGAUUGUUUAUAAAGGAUUAUGCGAUAAACUCGAGCAACAAUCCGAUAAAGAGAAACCUUUUGAGCGCAUAAAGCCCUCACAACGGAAAGCGUUCGAACGAAGGCGUAAGGCGAGUGCAGAUGUGCAGAAAUCGCACGUUUUCGAUGAAACUCCCGAUUCAGAUUAA